CCCAUUAACGAUACGGUGAAGAUAGAAAUUUCCAUUACCUUACAAAAUGUGUUUUUUUAACGCCCAUAUUCUUUUAUUUUUUUCGAUUAAUCAUCCUCGCCUCCAGUAUUCGUCAUUUUCUAAAAACAGGAUAGUAUUUAUGAGAAAAUGUUGGUGAAUAUCAUUCAGUGGACUACUAACUCGUUUCGUUAGAACAUUGGAUUAAGACUGCUGUUAAGAAUGAGUUUAUCCAAAGAACUGAGAGGAACCGAUUCGUUUAUAUGGUGUACGAGACAUGCGGUUGGUACUGGGGCAACAUCGACCGUCUUUGUUGGGCGUUAUAAGAAAACUGGCGAACAAGUUGCAAUUAAGGCGUUUAAUGAUAUGUCUUAUUCCCGACCACGUGAUGUACAAACACGUGAACUAGAAGUUGUAAGAAAGUUGAAGCAUAAGAACAUCGUGGCAGUACUGGCAAUUGAAGAAGACCACGUGUCUAAACAGCCUGUCAUAAUCAUGGAGUUAUGUCGUGGAGGUUCGCUAUUACAAUAUUUAGACGAACCUGAAAAUAUUUUCGGAUUGAGUGAGAAGGAAUUCUUAACUGCAUUGAAACAUAUUUUGGAUGGCAUGAAAUACUUGCGAAGAUCCGGUGUAGUUCAUCGAGAUAUCAAGCCUGGAAAUAUAAUGAGGGUCAAAUGUCAAGAUGGUAGUCACACGUACAAGCUUGCGGAUUUUGGCGCAGCACGUGAGGUCGAAGGCGAAGAGACGCUUCAAUCAUUAUACGGCACAGAGGAAUAUUUGCGAGCUGAUUUGUACGGAAUAGCUGUGCUUCGGUCUGGUGGCGGAGCAAACUACACAACGACUGUUGAUCUAUGGUCCCUUGGAGUAACACUUUAUCAACUAGCAACAGGCCAGCUACCGUUUCGACCAUACGGUGGAAGACGGAACAGAGAAACAAUGCAUUAUUUAAUAACUAGGAAGGCAUCCGGUGUAAUAAGCGGGGUACAACAUGACUCUCCCACGGGGAGAAUUGAAUGGUCCAAGGACUUACCAACCAAUUGCCAUCUUUCCAGAGGGCUGAAACCACUCGUUACAUAUAUACUUGCACGCCUACUUGAAAGUGACCGUGACAAGAUUCUGUCAUUCGAAGAAUUAUUUGAAUACACUGAUCGUCUGACAACCAUGAAACAUCUGGAUGUUUAUAACACUCUAACAACAGAGAUGUUAAGUAUCUACGUCUCCCCACGUGCCAAUUCAUUCGAAGUAUCGCUAAAGGUUGCAGAACAAGCCAAUAUUAAACCUACGAACCAGUUAUUUUGUUGGCAAAAUGCUGUAUUUGAUAUGGAAGAUAAUGUUGAGUGUAAAGAUUUACCAGAGACUCAACAAGAUUCGCCAUUUUUUCUAUACAGUAAAGAGAACUGUGAACCAUUUGGGAUGGUUGUAAUGUCAACUCCUGAACUUCCAACAAUUACGUCAGCAUAUAAUUUGGAGAAUGAUGCACCGAUCGCAAAGAUGGGAUGUGCGAGUUUAAUAUUCUUUCUUGUAGCUGUGACCCAGAUUCAGAAAGCACAGCGACAUGCAUCUUCAGCAGCAAAUAUGUUUUUGAAUGUAUAUAGAGAUAGUAUACGAAGUGUUCAAUAUAUAAAUGGUUCAUUGCAGCAGUUACAAAUGGAAAUUAAAAUCAAACUAGACAUGCUCUCAUCGAUGAUACGAUUCUGUCUAAUCACCAGUAUACCAGACAACAUAGAUCCAAGCAUUAAAGACAUCAAGAAUACGCUAGCAAACACAAUAGAGAAAAUUAAUAUACUUAAGCAUGAAUAUAAACAAAAUUUACAACGUGCUACAUCAGAUAAAUAUAAUAAAUUGGAGUCUUUAGCAAAACAAACUUUUCCACACAAUUUUGAUGAUAUGAGGUGUAAAGAUGACGAAAAAUGUAUAGAACGAUUAGCUGUUUUAAGAGACGAUGUCCGUGAAAUAUAUGAUCAAUUUAAAAAGGAUAAACGAGAGAAAAGGUUAAAAUAUAACGAAGAACAGAUACACAAGAUGGAUAAACAGAAGUUAAGAUGUAAAUGUGUUCAGGGAGCUAGUCUACUUCGUGACCAUUGUGAACCGAAUCUUAAAACAUUACAUAGAGAGUUUGGUAGUUGGUAUAGAAAUAUUAAUUAUAAUAUGCAACUAAUUAAGGAUUUACAAACAGAUAUGGAAGAGAUUCAUGUCAAGUUUUAUAAAUUUAUCAAAUCUUUAGAUGAGAUUCAAGACAAAUUAGUAAACGUUUUGAUAUCGUCUACUGAUACUGUUAGCUCAGUGUUCAAAAAGUGUGUUGCAACAGAAGCCGAGCUACAAAUGUCGCGUGAUGAGGUACAGGCGCUAAACAAAACAAUUAGCGAUCUUCAAGUUGCAAACAGAGCUGCUGAGAACAAAGAACCUCUAGGUUCUGAGUGUAUUAAUCCGCGUCAGAUACGCGUCCCUAAGCGUAUCAAGGAACAGUUUCUAUCGAUGGAAAAUGACAUCGAGAAGACGACAAAAGAAAUAUCAGAAAGUGCUAGAAUAUUAGAGGAAAUACGAAUUCAAGAUGAACAAAUGAAAACAGCGAUGUACUGACAAUCAAGUAAUAAAUUGAAGAUUCUCUAGGUUCACGUCAAAAAUUUAGUAGGGCCAGGUGAUAAGUACUAUCUUUUUAAGAACUUGGGUUAACUAUCGAUGCAUGGGCAGUGCGACAAGAUCAAAUCUAUUUAUUCAGACGAAGUUUCAAGCAUAGUCCCAUUAUAUGACAAAACAUGUCAUAUGGGCGGUCGAGUAUUAACAUUAGCGUUGGUUCAAGCCGGUCCCCGCUCAGGAUUUUCUUUGUAGAACCAAGUCUUCUCGGAUAAGAAAAUGGAGGUCAAAUUUACACAUAGAAGAAUAGGGGCAAGAUGCUAUCUGCUACCUCUACCUCUCUACCUCUAUGAACAAAUCUCACUUGAGACAGUUUACAACCUGUUCAACCGUCUUGUGAAUAAAUAUUACUUCCUUAGGAGGUCGGCUUUACCCACCAGAAUGGCAGAAAAUUUAGAGAUGUCAAUUCUUCCAAACUACAAUGAAUUACAUUGAUUACAUUUAAGACUAACAUUAUGCCUAUAGUUACUGAUAUACUCUAAUUAUAUAAUAUAUAUAUACACACAUAGGGGUGCACCCAGGGUAAAAUAUGAGGAAGGGGUGGGUCAAGUCUUUCGAGUGCAUCGAGCAACUAGGCUGGGGAGCCGGUCGACAAGGGCCCGGACAGGUUCCAUGGACCGAAAUGGGACGUUAAAUUAUAAGAGACAGAUAUAUAUAUAUAUAUAUAAAAUCAGCCUUAAUGCAAUGUGUAAACAAGAAAAUAAACUUCGUGUGAGAUUUUACUCUUCCCUGGUUCCACCAACAAAGGGUAACGAUUUUAUAAUCAUAUAAACCUCCGAUAAAGGCCUAUUUUUAAAUAAGUCUUAAAAAGCAGGCAUGUUGUCCUAUUGGGCCUACCUACCACAAACUUUUUUUGGACGCGAGAAAGCUUAGGCCUAUUUAUCUUAUCACUUUUAUAUUAUUUUCUACAUUAUUAGUUUGACGCAGCAGACAGUGCACCAUCGCCGAGUCUAAUUUUCGGUUCUACUUGUUAGAAUAUCUGACUAUUUCUUGUGAAAAGAUAUUACAAACUUUUAAGGUGGUCGCUUACAGGAGGUAAAUCAUAAUAAAAAUCAAAAAGUCGGGAGGUAUCAAAUGCACAAAUUCGAUAGGGAGAAAACAGGAUCAUAUGAGAUCGGACGAGGGAGGUGAUCGCUUACGGGAGGUGGUUGCACAGAGAGGUUAAACUGUAUUAUAUCAGGGAAAAGUUAAUUUGCACUUUUCUUUAAUUAGGCCUAUACCAAAUAGUACUUUAAAUUACAGUGUUUCAUUUGCUACGGGUAACCAGGAAAAUUACCAUGGGAUUUGCACAGAUGGAUGGUCAAUCUACCACCUCAGCCCCACCAUGGUAAGGGCUGAGGUAAGAAAAUUUAUGAUCAUGGGCCUUCUACAUGACCAGAAAUCUUUUCCGAUUUAAAAAAAUAAAUUUUGAAAAAAUUAGAGGCAGGGGGUAUGAAAACGGUUUUCAGUGGCGGACCAAGGAAUUUGAAAUAGAGCGGGCCCAGGGAGGGACUUUCUCAGAUGGCCUAUACAACCUCAGCCCCACCGUGGUUGAGGUAAGUAAAAAUACAAAUAAAUUCAAAAUACUCUAGAGGGACCAAGGAAGGACUUUCACAGAUCAUCUCAGACCCACCAUACUUUAAAUUCGAAUAUAAUUUUCUUUAUUAAAAAUUAUAUAUUUCUUGCUCUGAUCUUCGCCAUGGCAAACUGUGCAAAGAUCUAAACAAGAACCUAAUGAAGAUAUUGACACGCAAGAAAAAAAAUUCCUCAAAAAUGUUAUAUAAUACCGGUAAAAGUCGUUGCUUGCACGACAAAUUAGAUCAGGGCAGGGUGGACCUAGUUGGAAACCGCUUUGAUUGGUCAAGGAGGUGUGGUGGAUGGUUUUCUGGAACGUGCGAGAGUUAGUCUUUCUAUCCCAGAAAAUGUGGACCUUUGGUAAUUUGGGGAGCGGGGUUGCACUCGUCACACCCCUUGCAUACGGGCCUGAUUUCGAUACUGAUUCUCGUCACACUGCUUGUGUAUAAGCAAGACACUUUAUCUGCUGCAUUUGCCUCUCACCCAGUAAUAUAAAUGGAUACCUGGUAAAGAUAAUGAUUCGGAAUUUGAAAUUUACAGUGCUGAUUACACGCAUUACUAGGAAUACUCCCCAGGGAGUGGAGGAGGUUGCAGUUGUGUAUGAUUUAUUCUGUAUCCAAUGACCUGGGAAAAAUGCACCUUGAGCAGUUUUCUUUAUAUGUAUGCUAUAUAAAUCCUAUAAAAUAAAUUAAAUGUGUGUGUGAUGCAAAAUGAACAAAAUCAAAUAUAGUAGUUGACAAUCCAAUGUAGUGAUGACAAUAAUAGUGAUAACUGUAAUUAUAAUAAGAAAAUCAAAUAUAGUAAUGACAAUAAUAGUGAUAAUUGUAAAUAAUAAGACAAUCAAAUGUAGUAAUGACAAUAAUAGUGAUAACUGUAAUUAUAAUAAUUAUGGUGGUUAUAAUAAUAAUAAUAAUAAUAACAUUAUUAUUAUUGUUAUUAUUAUUAUUAUCAUAAUUAUUAUUACUAUUAUUAUUAAUUUACGAUAAAACAGGAUUAGGAAGAUAGGGAGCACACAAAACAUUAGUUAGCAUUUUGAUUUCACAAAUAAUAACAAGAAGAAGAAUAAUGCCUCUUUUUAUUGUCUUUAUUGUGUUCAACUUUUGGUGAUCUUUUAUUUUAACGUUUUUAAAAAUUUCAUGAUUACGUAAUGUACAAUUGUAUUGUAUCAUAUUUUUUAUAUUUAUAUUAUAAAUGUGUUUCAUCAAAUUUUAAUGUGCAAUAGUUUUUAAUAGGUUUCCUAGCAAAACUAUUUUUUUCUUUUGAAGACAAUAAAGUGUUUUCUGAUUCUGAGAUUUAUUUGUUUAAACAUAACACUUUUUCAACUCUUUUCCUUAUCUUUUAAUUUUCUUGCCCAAGGACACAUGCAAGGGUUUCAAAUCCCUGACAUUAAGGUCGAGAGUAUUUAUGUAUGAUACAAUGUGACUUUGUGUGCUUGAUUUAAAUGUGGAUGGAUAUAGACUGGCUUGAGUAAAAUAUAUAUAAAAAAACACAACCAUCAUCCCCUUUGCAAGGGGGUAACUAAAUAUAACUUUAGGGAGGUUUUAGAACACACACUCCAUAAAAUGCCACUUUUCACAACAAUCACAAGAUUGACUUGCACAGAAAAGCAGUAUUUAAUAUAAUAUUUAAUAACAAUGAAUUUGAUGUCACAACACCUAUAAAUUUUUCAAAAUUUACCGAUCGAGGACAUUAAUAGUAGAUACAGUACAUACAAAUAUUUGGCACCUGAAAAUGAAGAAAAAU
Molecule: messenger RNA, 5928 nt
Organism: Anneissia japonica
Lineage: Eukaryota; Metazoa; Echinodermata; Crinoidea; Comatulida; Comatulidae
Product: serine/threonine-protein kinase TBK1-like
Exons: 17
Coding region: 220-2577 (785 amino acids)
Biological process (GO): peptidyl-serine phosphorylation
Cellular component (GO): cytoplasm
Molecular function (GO): protein serine/threonine kinase activity; ATP binding
Source: RefSeq, a predicted model, not a curated record